Penicillium diatomitis is the source of this 3012-nucleotide messenger RNA. RefSeq lists its product as uncharacterized. Lineage: Eukaryota; Fungi; Ascomycota; Eurotiomycetes; Eurotiales; Aspergillaceae. The transcript is spliced from 4 exons. Gene Ontology annotation, biological process: carbohydrate metabolic process. The coding region runs from base 1 to 3012 and encodes 1003 amino acids. The record is from RefSeq and is a predicted model, not a curated record.
AUGGCGGACUUGGCUAUCACAACUAUACCUGCCUCACCUCCUCCCUUUUUGCUCCCUAAUGCAACUUUCAUGCGAUUGCUCUCCGAACCCGUUUCUCGGGAUCUCGUCGGCGAAGGGGAAGAUUCGGGCGCAUUUGGCCCGAAGACUCCACUUUACGGAUAUCACAAUCUCGUCGGCAAAGGGAAGAUUCGGGCGCAUUUGGCCCGAAGACUCUACUUUACGGAUAUCCCGAAGUCGCUCAGCCAUUCGCUUAUGAACGAACACUUUGAAGUGUCACUCAAUCUGACAACUGUGUUACAAGUUUCAAAGAUAUAUACACCGUUCACAAUGCGAGUCACCCGCUGUGGCAUUCACGGAUUCCAUGAAGUCCUCGGUGUCGAUACUGAUGAGCUGCGCUUCUACUGGGCACUGGAGAGCAGUGUUGAGAAUUCUGUUCAAGUCGCUUACCGUAUCGUCCUUGCAACAGACUCAAAGCUUCUUGAAGUAGCUGAGCCAGAUGUGUCGAACCUUGCAUGGGACUCUGGUCGCGUUGAGAGCAAUGAGCAGCGCAACAUAUUGUGCAAGCCUUCUCAUGGCUUCAAGUCCACAUGCAGCUACUACUGGCAAGUGAGAGUCUGGGACAAUGAACAACAAGUACACUAUGGCCCCACUCAACACUUCUUUACGGGCUAUCCUCGAUCCCGUCGGCUGCCUCCGUACAGCAUGAACCAAACAUACAUGCCACACUCCAGUCUCAUUUUCCGCACGUGGUUCGAAGAUGAGGCAAACAGAUGGAAAGCUGUUUGGAUUGGCGAUGGAGGUGAUAAGCCCAUCUAUCUCCGAAAGUCUUUUCAACUAGCAAAGCAGCCCACGCACGCUAUUCUCUUUGCCUCUGGCCUGGGUCACUUCAAUAUGAGUCUCAAUGGUCAACCCGCAUCUGAUCACCGUCUGGAUCCCGGUUGGACCAACUAUCACCGAAGAGUUCAAUUCACAUCUUACGAUGUGACUGCCCAUCUCAGCUUGGGUGCGAACGCCUUGGGCGCCCACGUAGGCAACGGAUUCUAUGCCGGCGACCAGGGCGAGGAUCGCUUCUUCUGGCCUAUGUAUGAGGACAACACUUACGUCCGAUACGGCAACGAACUCUGCUUCUUCUGUGAACUUCAUCUCUUCUACGGGGAUGGAAGCCGUGACACACUCAUUUCCGAUCCCACUUGGCGAGUGCGGAAGAGCGCAACAACCCUGGCCAAUAUCUAUGCGUCGGAGAAUCAUGAUCGUCGACUCUACCCCACCAAUUGGGAUACGCCAUCCUUUGACGACAGCAACUGGGCUUUAGCGAAGCCUCUGACUGGCCCCCGAGGUCACAUCUUUUAUCAGACACAACCACCAGUAGUGUUACAUGAAACCUUUCGUCCUGUCAGAGUCUACAGUCCCAGCAAUGGGGUGGUUUGCUUUGAUCUCGGUCAGAAUGCCUCGACUAUGGUUCAGUUGGUACUCGAAGGUACUUCAGGCUCUGAGGUCACUGUCAGAUAUUCGGAGACGGUCAGUGAAGACGGCACCGUGCUCAUGCCCGAUCCUCUAUUCAAACAGUUUGAGACUGGUGUCUUCUCCCGAAUCUAUCUUGCUGGUACUGGAAAGCCUGAAACGUGGGAACCCGACUUCAGCUUUACAAGUGCUCGGUAUGUCCAGGUCGAGGGGGUAUCGUUGACUCCUGGAGAAGGCCUUCCUAUUGUUCACUCCGUGGUGGGUCGCCAUAUUUCUUCUGCUGCCAGACGACUUGGCACGAUGAAGACCGACAAGGCGGACGUCAAUGCACUUCUCAAUGCGUGUUAUUGGACUUUCAAUAGCAAUCUCUUCAGUUAUCAUACCGAUUGCCCACAGAUCGAGAAAUUCGGCUGGCUGGAAGUCACACAUCUUCUCGCACCUGCCACACAAUAUAUUCGCGACAUGGAAUCUCUUUACACUAAGAUCUUGGAUGACAUCCUUGACACUCAAGAGCCCAACGGUCUCGUGCCAACCAUGGCUCCCGAGAUCCGCUACAUGUGCGGACCACUUCAUGACACCAUCACCUGGGGCUGUGCGCUCUGCUUCUUGCCCGAUAUAUUACUGAAGUACUAUGGUUCCACCCACGUCUUUCCUCAGGUCUAUCCCGCUGCAGUGCGCUAUAUGGAAUACAUGAGAACAAAGGAACGUCUUGGGGGGUUGAUCGAGCACGGUCUAGGUGACUGGGGCCGUGACAUUGCCUUUGGUAACCACCAGGCUAACAUCGAGACUGCCAUCUACUAUCGAUGCCUCCAAUGUGUUGAGAUGAUGGCUAGAGAGCUCGGCAAGGCAGACGAGGCCGAGAGGUUCCGACGAUGGGCAUCUCGGAUCUACAACGUCUACAAUCAGCACCUCCUCGUGACUGAUGACCCGUCUCGUCCAUAUGCGUAUUAUACUUCCCUAGACAACUACCCUGAACGCGAUUGUACUGCCAUCAGCCAAGCCAUGGCUUUGCAAUUCAAGCUUGUUCCUGUCGAACAUCAAAAAGAUGUCAUGGCUGCUUUCGUGAACGAUUGCUCUGACGGGAGAAUGCGCGCCGGUGAGAUCGGCCUGCGCUUCUUGUUCAACACCCUUGCAGAUGCCAAGCGGCCCGACCUGGUCCUUCAAAUGGCGCGACAAGAAGAGCACCCUUCAUACAUGCGCUUCCUUCGUACCAUCUAUGAGUGGUUUUACGCGGCGAUUCUCGGAUUGAAGCCCGUGGGCAAUGCUUAUCGUACCUUUGAGAUCGAGCCUCCCUAUGAAGCAGAGUUUGACUUUGUCGAAGGCGCUGUGGACAGUCCAUAUGGUCUGAUUGAAGUCAAGUUCCAGCGUGACGCUAAGAAAGUGGUAACUGUCAACCUUCGUGUUCCCUUUGGUACUUCGGCAAUCGUAAAGAGGCCCACCAACUCGCAGGUGGAAGUCACCAGAGAAGGAUGCACAAAGACUAUGAUUGGGGAUGACACAUUGCAAGUGCAACAUGGCAAUUACCAGAUAACCAUCCAACCUUCUUCAUAG